Neltuma alba is the source of this 696-nucleotide messenger RNA. Its product is annotated as cysteine protease XCP2-like. Gene Ontology annotation, molecular function: cysteine-type peptidase activity. Gene Ontology annotation, biological process: proteolysis. The transcript has 3 exons. The coding region runs from base 1 to 696 and encodes 231 amino acids. The record is from RefSeq and is a predicted model, not a curated record. NCBI's taxonomy places the organism in Eukaryota, Viridiplantae, Streptophyta, Magnoliopsida, Fabales, Fabaceae.
AUGGCUUCUCUGGUUCUCUCUAAGUCACUCUUGCUUUUCUUCUUCUCCUUUGCAAUGAUAUGUCUCUCUUCUUGUAUUCCUAGUAGUGAGAAAUCCAUUCUAAAUUACGAUGAUGAUCUUGACAAGUUGACCUCAGAGGAAGACACGCCUGAGCUAUUCCGAGUAUGGCAGAAGGGAUACAAGAGAGAAUAUCAAACCCUAGAAGAGAAGUUAAAGAGAUUUGAGAUUUUCAUCAACAAUGUCAAAUAUAUCAGAGACAGAAAUACAGAAAGAACAUCAUUCUACGACUAUCAUUUGGGUUUGAACCAAUUCGCAGAUAUGACGGAUGAGGAAUUCAAAGAAAUCUGCUUAAUUGAGACAGAGGCCAUAGUGGGAGGCAAACCCGGAGAGGCCGAUGAUGAUUACUGUCCAAAUGCACUUGAUUCCUUGGAUUGGAGGGACUUAGGAGCUGUUAAAGAUCAAGGACAAUGUGAACAACAACUUAUGUCAUGUGAUCCUUAUAAUUAUGGCUGCCGAGGAGGCUAUGAUGACAGAGCGUUCGAAUAUUUCAUCAACAAUGGUGGAAUUGCCUCUGAGGCUGAUUAUUCUUAUACAGCUGAGAAUGGUACCUGCAAUCACCGAAAGGCAAAAAAGAUCGCUGUUACUAUUGAUGGCUAUCAAAAUGUGACUUCCUUAUCAGAAAAUUCUCUCUUCUAA